CGGAAGUAAAUGUACAAAAUAAUUAACAGGCCUCGUCUGGAUAUAUGAACAAUUAAUAGAAAAAUCACUUUAGUCCAUAUUGGUACGUUUAUAUUUACAGUCGAGUGCACUGAUACGUUUUUGGCCUUGUUCGGCUGCAGUGGGAGGAGGAGAUCCAUAACGAGCUCCUGGUUUGGACCGGCAGUCUGCGAUGUUGACGUUGGCAUGAGGAGGGCAGCACCGCACAGCCAGCGGGUGUCAGAGUGGCUCUUCGGGGUGAAGCCUCCCUCGGUGGACAUACGGCAUCAUGCUGGUGUGUGCCUACUUAGCGUUUGUACUCCUCUUGGCCCUUUGCCUGGGUCUGGAGCUCACAUCAAGGCGCACAGCACCGCCUCAGGCCGCACCAGUGGCCGUCGCCAACCCUGCCUUCCGUAGCUUCCAGAAACUCUUCCUGCAGGGAUACCUGCUUGCCCUGUGGGCGGACUGGCUGCAGGGACCCUACCUGUACAAGCUCUACCGCCACUACAGCUUCCUAGAGUCGCAGAUUGCUAUUCUCUAUGUGUGUGGCUUGGCCUCCUGUGUGCUCUUCUCUCCUGUGGCGGGCUGGCUCCCUCAGGCCCUGGGACAGCGCCGUACCUGCCUACUCUUCUGCCUGGCCUAUUCAGCUUGCUGCAUCACCAAACUGUCAAGGGACUACUUUGUUCUCAUCUUGGGCCGUGUCCUGGGGGGUGUGUCCACCUCUCUUCUGACCACCGCUUUUGAGGCCUGGUAUGUGCACCGUCACCUGGAUGUUCAUGAUUUCCCCAAGGAGUGGAUCCCCAGUACCUUCACCAAGGCUGCUGGGUGGAAUCACGGCCUGGCAGUGGCAGCGGGGCUUUUGGCCAACAUGCUGGCUGAGUGGUUGGCGCUGGGCCCGGUGGCUCCAUUUCUGCUCGCGGUUCCCUUUCUUGCUGCCUGUGGCUGGGUAGUGUUGUUCAGCUGGGGCAAGGAGGAGAGGCAGAAAGGACCGGAGGGCGAGAAGAGUAUUCCGCUGCUCACAAGCACAAGUGCAGUGCCUUCUCAGAGCUCAGCACGGGCCAGGUUCUGGCGCAGAUGCCUCGAGGGCUUGCGCUGUUUGCUUUCAGACAGGCGUGUGAUGCUUCUAGGUGGAGUCCAGGCCCUCUUUGAAAGUGUUCUGUACAUCUUUGUCUUCCUCUGGACACCUGUGCUGGAUCCCCAUGGCCCCCCCCUGGGCAUAGUGUUCUCCUGUCUGAUGGCUGCUAGCAUGGCCGGCUCUUUGCUGUAUCGCAUUGCCUCCUCCGCCCGCUACCGGCUGCAGCCAGGACACCUACUGUGCCUUGCUGUGCUGCUGGCCUUCUUCUCAUUCUUCAUGUUGACCUUCUCCACGGCCCCUGGUCAGCCUAGACCGCGAGAGUCCUUCCUAGCCUUUCUUCUGCUGGAACUGGCUUGUGGGCUCUACUUCCCAGCUGUGAGUUUCCUGCAGGGACGUGUGAUCCCAGAGGAGCGGCGGACAGCGGUCCUAGCCUGGUUUCGUCUUCCGCUCCAUUUGCUGGCCUGCCUGGGUCUGCUGGCACUUCAUAGGGAGGUGUCCGGGACAGGAGGAGGUGAAGGUGGCAGUGGAACCAGACACAUGUUUGGGGGCUGUGCAGCAAUGAUGCUUGCUGCCCUGCUGGCUGUGGUCAGUCUCUUCACCCUCACUCGGCAGGACUCUGACCUUCGUCUGGAGGGAGCUCGGGGAGAAGGAGAUGUAUAAGACCAAAUAAAGAGGACUGGGACUUUCAAUGUACCUUGGAUGCAUUACAUCAAAAGGGACAUAAUACUGUUUUGGGAGAUGCCUACAGUUUAUGUAUCAAAUGACUGAUAGGCAGAACUCAGUUUUGUAAGUGUGAAUUAAUGCCUCUUUCAGCUGAAAUAGGUUUGGUUUUAUAGAGCAGCCCAAAGUUAUAGUAGAGGUCCCUCUUCUGUCCAAAUGGAUGCUCCACAUUACAUUAGAUGUUUACUUUUUAUGUCAGUGAAGGGAGUUAACUUGUUUCCUCCUACAUUUUCCAUUUUCACACACCCUGUGUGAUUUUGAGUGUGACGUAGAAGAAGCAGUGAGGGUUAUAUCACCAUGAUGGUUAUUAAUCCAUUGGAGGGAACACAAAUGCCAACAUCACUGCACUGUCUCAAUAUGUGUUUUGAUUAGGAAGUGAUUAGUACACUGUGAUUUAGCUGGGGGGGGCAGGAGUGGUUCAUGGGGAGUUAUCAAUGUUGUGUGAAUACGCUACCUGACAUCAGAAGGUUUGUUUUCACUGUUACCCUUUGGGGAGAUGUUAUGAAGUAGCCUUUGCAAGUGAUUGCAUCUGUGGUCACCUUCUAAGUGGCUAAAUUUACACUUUAUUUAUUAUGAAAUUGCUUUGGAGGCUGUUUAUAUCAGAUGAUUUGGUACAAUAAAGCCUUUGCCUGGGAUUUACUGGACUCCACUUUUUAUAUUAAUGAAAAUGCCCCCCGCAAACUAUGUAUGUAAUUUCCGAAGUGUAAUGUAAGCAAAUG
Messenger RNA from Scleropages formosus (Asian bonytongue), 2511 nucleotides. It is a transcript of the gene slc61a1, whose product is annotated as major facilitator superfamily domain containing 5. Gene Ontology annotation, molecular function: molybdate ion transmembrane transporter activity. Gene Ontology annotation, cellular component: membrane. The transcript is spliced from 2 exons. Gene Ontology annotation, biological process: molybdate ion transport. The coding region runs from base 287 to 1732 and encodes 481 amino acids. Lineage: Eukaryota; Metazoa; Chordata; Actinopteri; Osteoglossiformes; Osteoglossidae. The record is from RefSeq and is a predicted model, not a curated record.